AUGAUGGAGCAAGAAAUGGAGCGACGCGACUCGACAUUAUGGGCUCACAUCUUUGUCAACAUGCUGGCCUUUGGCGUGCUGUUCCCUCUCGGCAUGGUGCUAGGCAUAACCAAGAGCCGAUGGCACGUCCCCAUCCAGACUCUGUCCUCCGUCCUCGCCCUCCUCGGAUACGCCCUCGGCCACAUGCACGGGGGCCGCGAGUUCCUCCCCACCAACGUCCACGCCCACUUCGGCGACUGGGUCUACUUCCAGAUGUUCGCCCAAAUCAUUGUCGGCGUCUACCUCCGCCUCCACCUCGAGAAGGGGAUCCAUAAGCGCAUACGGCCCGUCAUCCGCAUCAUCCACAGCAUCAACGGCAAGACCUUCCCCGUCGUCGCCUGGGCCCAGAUGCUGUUCGGCGGCAUCACCGCCCUGGGUUUCUGCCAGGGCGACCACCUGGGCCAGUGUCUGGCCCACUUCAUCAUGGGCAGCGCCUUUAUCGCCUACGGCAUCCUCCUGACCAUCGCCAUGCUGGUCGGCCAGCUGUGGAUCAAGCGCACCGGCCGCUCCCAGGAGUUCUUCGACAGCGUCGUCAUCGCCGCCUGGGGCUGCGUCAACACCUUCACCGAGCACAGGUGGGGCACCGCCUGGGUCAAGAACGACUGGCAGCACACGACCAUGGGCAUUGUGUGGUGGUGUGCCGGUCUGGCCGGUAUCUGGUUGAGCAAGGACAGGCUCGGCCGCCCCAAGAGGAACUUCAUCCCGGGCUUCGUCAUCGCCAUCACCGGCUGGGCCAUGUCCGCCCACCCUCAGGAUCUCAUGAUCUCCGCCAUGACCCAUAAGGCCUUUGGUUACACCCUGAUGGCCGCCGGAUUCACCCGCAUGGUUGAGGUUUCGUUCGUGCUUCAGGACAAGGUCGGCAUCUCGGACGACGGCUACGACACGCAUAGCUUCCAGUAUAUCCCCGUAUUUCUUCUCUACGCCUCCGGCUUCCUGUUCAUGGGCGCCACCGAGGAACAGAUGCAUCUCGUCAACUCGUCCGGGAUCGACGCUGUCGCCUACGUGCUCAUCCUCUACAGUCUCGCCUUCCUCGUCUUCCUCUUUACCAACGUGCUGGUGCACAUCUACGACCGCAGCGUCAACCUGAACGGGCACACCAAGGGUAUUAAUGGUCACGCACACGGUUCUAACGGCCACACUCUGGCCCCAGCCCAGGAGCGUAGGCUGCGAGAUGCCGAAGAGUUUGAGCUGGACGACAUCAUGAGCGACGAGGACGAAGAGGACGCCCAGCGGCAGAAGCUGCUGAAGGAGGAGAAAGAUGAUGUCGACGGCGAUGGCGAGGGUCUGUCGAGCCCCAGCACGGUCGGCAGGAACAAUGAUCGGGUUGCUUAG
This is a messenger RNA of Diaporthe citri, 1371 nucleotides long. RefSeq lists its product as uncharacterized. The transcript is spliced from 4 exons. The record is from RefSeq and is a predicted model, not a curated record. Bases 1 to 1371 code for a protein of 456 amino acids. Lineage: Eukaryota; Fungi; Ascomycota; Sordariomycetes; Diaporthales; Diaporthaceae.